Molecule: messenger RNA, 2118 nt
Organism: Hypoxylon trugodes
Lineage: Eukaryota; Fungi; Ascomycota; Sordariomycetes; Xylariales; Hypoxylaceae
Product: DUF887-domain-containing protein
Exons: 2
Coding region: 536-1618 (360 amino acids)
Biological process (GO): lipid homeostasis
Cellular component (GO): endoplasmic reticulum; membrane
Source: RefSeq, a predicted model, not a curated record
UAACAAUAAUAUUUCACACUUCACAAUAACACUGCAUUUACUUUUACUUUUACUUUUACAUUUCCACACACACCAAAACAUUUGCAUUUGCCCAUAUAAUAAUUCAAAUUCAGGGCAAACAAACUGCAAACCUUGUACUCCGAGGCUGCUGACCACUCGCUGCCUAUGCCAAGGUCCUCGUGCAGGUGCCAUGUAGGUACGAUACGUGGACUGUCAUAUGCAGCCUUGGUUCACUAUUAAUCCUUAAUGUAGGCAGGUCAUCAGCGCUCUGACUUGUUUAAAAUGUUCAACACCAGCUGACUUAAUCCCAUCUUUAGUUUAUAUAGCCUUAUAGUUGCCUCGUCAUCUGCCUAUUUCAUCCACCCACUCAUCUAUCUAUAUGCCACCACGAGUCUUAGAUUUAAACCUCGACUCGUCCGUUUACCUACACGCUUAGGGUGCAGUACAAACAAAUCUCCGAAUACCUUCACCGUACCAUAUAAGACACCAAGAAACAAGAAGACGAAGCAACAAGGUCAAAGGCAACCACGACACGAUGAGGGAUCCUUUCCCCAUCCCGCCUAUCCCGGCGCUGAGCAAGGCUGUCCAGCCUGUGGCCGACUACCUUCACUUACCGACGCUACCACUACACAUCCACGAGGUUGUGUUGAUGGCCGCUUUCUAUCACUUCAUCCACAGCGUCGUUUCCCCUAUUAUAUCGAGUCGACUCUUUCCCGUUCGAUACACAGCCCUUUCUCGCAGCAAGAAGCUGAGUUGGGACGUCCAUGUCGUGUCCUUCAUACAGAGCACCACCAUCAACGCUCUUGCGUUAUGGGUCAUGUUCGUUGACGAUGAGCGUAAGAACAUGGAUUGGCAGGAGCGUAUAUGGGGCUACACCGGUGCCUCAGCCAUGAUUCAGGCACUCGCGGCUGGUUAUUUCCUCUGGGAUCUCAUCAUUACCGCCUCGAACAUUAACAUCUUCGGUCUGGGUAUGCUCGCACACGCUAUUAGUGCUCUGGCGGUCUAUUCUUUCGGAUUUCGACCAUUUGUCAACUACUACAGCACCAACUUCAUCCUAUGGGAGCUUUCUUCGCCCUUCCUCAACAUCCAUUGGUUCUUUGAUAAGCUGGGUAUGACUGGAUCUCGUGCUCAACUAUACAACGGUCUGAUGCUCAUCGCUACCUUUUUCUCCUGCCGUCUCGUAUGGGGUACAUAUCAAUCCGUUUUAGUUGCUCGCGAUUUGUGGGCUGGUCUAAACUCGGUACCUACCGUUCUUGCGGAUUUGACGCCUGGGGAACUCCUUAAUGCGACCUUCCCUUCUCAAUAUGCCAACACUAUGAAAUACGUAUCCGACUCCAGUAGCAUCCCGCUGUGGCUCGCCGGUGUUUACAUCGGUAGCAACUUGAUCCUAAACUCUUUAAACUUCUACUGGUUCUUUAAGAUGAUUGAGGCCGUUCGCAAGCGGUUCGACCCCAAGGAACAGGAGAAGGAAACAAAGGUAAAGGCUGAGGAAGUAAAGGCUGCGCCGAAGAAGGCUGUUACUACCGGUGUUCAACUCGAUGGUGCUGAAUUAAAGACUCGUCCUCGCCGAGGCACUCUACUAGAUGGUGAGGAGGGAGAUGAGCCUCCACCAAUCUAAAUUUUCCGAGCGGAGAAUUAUUGAUUCUUUAAAUGAAAGCUUCACACGUGGCAUUGCAUCGUGAGUAACUUCAUUUAACAUAGAAUCCCAAUACUAGCCUAUCCCUCCUCCCUUAUUACGAAAAAUGUUUUCGUAUUGGACGAGGUUAUGGCGACUAUAUUAAAGACGCAAGAGUCUCGACUACAUGUACUACGAUGACGCGAGAAUUACCUACCUAGGUAAAUCAAGGGAAGACGAAGGGCAGCAGUCAUAGGUUCCGAAACUCGGUUCUUGGCUGUGAGCUGUGAAUGGAUUUGUUACGAUAUGAUAUGAUACGGUUAAGAUGAGGUGCAUCAGGCUUGAGAGGAAGUUCCACGACAGUUUGUAAAAUAAUAACACGUACCCGUUAAGGAUGACGUACAUAUAUGUAGCUCUGGCAUCUCACAGAGCUGCAUGAUUGUGUCACUUCUAAAUAGUUAUCUAGCUGAUUUCUCCCUAAUAAUAAUAAUAACUAACAAAAA